AGUUAUUGUUUAUGAAUGUAUUAUGGGAAAACGACCAUAUGUUGGCAAAAGUAGAUAAGAAAUUAGAGAUCAAGUCAUAGCAAAAUAAGUUCAAAUUAAAAAUACAGACAUACCCACUGGAUGGUCAUUAGAGGCUGUUGAUUUUGCCAAUAAAGUAUUAGUUUUUUAUUAAGAGCAAGCUCAUUUAAAGAAAACCUGCUAAUAGAUUAGGUGUAAAUGGUCCUGAUGAAGUUAAGGCCCAUUAAUGGUUUAAAGAUUAUUCUUGGGAUAAAUUAUUGGAUAGAUAAAUAACAGCACCAUAUAUUCCCAGAGAGGAUGAAAUGAUUUCAAUAGCCAACGAAAAUCGUAGAGAUUCUGUUAAUGAAAUUGAUCCAGAAAGUGUAUUAAGUUUAAGAAGGAACUCAAUCUAAGGUAUUCAUACUUAUUGAUUUUUAGCUUAAUUUGGUGGAUAUAGUUUCAAUGGAAGCAAUAAUAAUAAUAAUAAUGCUAAGCCUCAAUCCACUAAUGUUAGUGUUCCAGCAAUAUUGUCAACAAAGGCUAAUUGA
Paramecium primaurelia is the source of this 545-nucleotide messenger RNA. The record is from the annotation of a GenBank genome assembly. NCBI's taxonomy places the organism in Eukaryota, Ciliophora, Oligohymenophorea, Peniculida, Parameciidae.